Molecule: messenger RNA, 1944 nt
Organism: Cheilinus undulatus (humphead wrasse)
Lineage: Eukaryota; Metazoa; Chordata; Actinopteri; Labriformes; Labridae
Gene: serpine2
Product: serpin peptidase inhibitor, clade E (nexin, plasminogen activator inhibitor type 1), member 2
Exons: 9
Coding region: 218-1411 (397 amino acids)
Biological process (GO): negative regulation of plasminogen activation; negative regulation of endopeptidase activity
Molecular function (GO): serine-type endopeptidase inhibitor activity
Source: RefSeq, a predicted model, not a curated record
UAGGCGGAGUUCAGUCCAAUAAAGUCCUCUUUGAAAAAACUGUGGCGUUAGUAGUCGCCCACAUUUUGACUGGAAUACUGACAGUUUUGAUUUUAUAGCGAAUUUAUCCUCGUUUUACGUUGGAGCCGGAGUAAAAAGCCGAGAAAACAGUCAAACUUUCACCUGCGGGAAAAGUCGAAAGAACGUCACCUCGUGAUAGAUGCUGUAGAGGUUAAAAAUGAAACACCUCUCAGUGUUGCUGCUGUAUGCACUGGUGAGCUUGUAUGGCCAUAUUGGUGUGCUGUCCCAGGCUCCCACCUACGGUGAACGAGGCUCUGAUCUUGGCAUACAGGUUUUUCAGCAAGUAGUCCAAUCAAAGCCUCUGGAAAAUGUAGUUCUGUCACCUCAUGGAGUAGCCUCUAUUCUUGGGAUGUUGCUACCAGGAGCCCAUGGAGAGACCCGGAAGCAGGUCCUCAGUGCUCUCCGCUACAAGAAAAAUGGCCCAUACAGGAUGUUGAAGAAGCUGCACAAGGCCUUGACAGCUAAGUCCAACCAGGACGCUGUGCUUAUUGCCAAUGCCUUGUUCACACAAGAGGGCUUCCCCUUGGAGGGGACCUUUAUAGCCACCAACAAAGACAACUUCCAGUGUGAGAGCAGGAGCAUGGACUUCAGCAACCCUGAUGUGGCAGCAGAAGAAAUCAAUGCAUGGGUCAACAACAAGACCAAAGGUCACAUCCCCAGCCUGAUCAAAGCAGACAUGCUGGACGCGGCUAUGACCCGUCUGGUUGCUGUCAACUCAAUCUACUUCAAAGGCUUAUGGAAGUCUCGCUUCCAGCCCGAGAACACCAAGAUGAGGCCCUUCAACGGGGGCGAUGGAAAUGUAUACAAAGUUCCAAUGAUGUCCCAGCUGUCGGUCUUUAACAUUGGUGUAGCCAGCACACCCCAGGGACUGAAAUAUAAGGUGAUCGAGCUGCCCUAUCACGGUGGCUCCAUCAGCAUGUUGAUCGUUCUGCCAUCAGAAGAGGACACCCCUCUGUCUCAUGUUAUCCCACACAUCAGCACAGCCACGGUGCACAGCUGGACUUCACUCAUGCACACAAGAAAAGUUCGCCUACUGAUCCCCAAGUUUACUGCUGAAGCCGAGGUAGAUCUGGAAGCCCCCCUGUCAGCGUUGGGAAUAACAGACAUGUUCAGUCAGGCCAAAGCUGACUUCAGACACAUCAGUGCUGAACCUCUUUAUGUAUCCAAGGCUCUCCAGAAAGCCAAAAUUGAGGUGAAUGAAGAUGGCACAAAAGCUGCAGCUGCCACCACUGCCAUUUUGUUGGCCAGGUCAUCCCCACCCUGGGUCACAGUGGACAGACCUUUCCUCUUCUUCAUCAGACAUAAACCCACAGGAACUAUCCUCUUCAUGGGCCAGAUCAACCAGCCUUGAGCCCAGACUUGCUGGCCAGCCCCUGGUAGCAUCAUAGGCCAGUAUGGGAAAUACUUCUACACUGCCAUGCAUGAACACAGACAUCCAUAUAAACACAUACACACAAACUCUGCUGUAGACUUAUGUACAGUGUGGACAUAUGAUGUUAUUUGUUUUAAGUAUGCUUUUUAUGUUAUCUGUUUUCUGUAACUAUAACAUGAUUUAAAAAUGGUCUGCUGACUAAAUUUUUCCAGCCUUUUUAAUUUUUUUAAUACUUUUUGAAUUUAUCACAUUUUUUAAGACUUUGAAUGUCCAAUUGUGUAUUUUCUCAGUUCUGGAGUAAGAUAAGUUUGGUUGUCAUGUCAUUGUUUCAGUGUUACAGUUCUUCAUUUUAAGUCAGGUCACUCCAGUCUGUUAAGUUUCACUUCUAAGUUAUGGCAGCAUGUAAGAUGCCUUUCAUCCAGCUUCUGUAAAAUGAUUGUUUCCCUUAUUAAGGAAGUCUUUUGUUUUCAUUCUGCCAUUAUAUUUGAUUGAAUAAAUACACGUUUAUAACA